Messenger RNA from Brienomyrus brachyistius, 1906 nucleotides. RefSeq names its product proline-serine-threonine phosphatase-interacting protein 1-like. Gene Ontology annotation, cellular component: plasma membrane; cytoplasm; actin filament. NCBI's taxonomy places the organism in Eukaryota, Metazoa, Chordata, Actinopteri, Osteoglossiformes, Mormyridae. Bases 319 to 1551 code for a protein of 410 amino acids. The transcript is spliced from 15 exons. The record is from RefSeq and is a predicted model, not a curated record. Gene Ontology annotation, biological process: actin filament polymerization. Gene Ontology annotation, molecular function: actin filament binding.
UUUUCUGGCAUUUAUCUAGGGUUUGGUGGCCAGAGUUGUAUCGAAAUCUUUGAUUAUUUUUUUAUUGUCAGCAGCCUUAAUCUGGUACGCACGCGUUACCCAUCAUAUCUUGCAUUCAGACAGCAACUGGGAACUUAAAGAGGCACGUUGCGGCUCGUGACGCGACUCUUCUUCCUCAUUUAAUCGAAAACUGGGCGCCGCUCCCAUGCCGCUUAACUCUGGCAUUCAUUUUCAUUGUAUUUUUUUUUUCAAAAGCAAUUUCCCUGAUUUCAAGCAACAUUUUCAAAAUACAGUAUUUAGAGUCAAAUUUCUAUCAGCAUGACAACAUUAAGGUUUAAAGAUGCUUUUUGGGGGGCAGAUUUCAAUGAUCACAUUGGAUAUGAAGUGCUGAUGCAGAGACUCUGCGAGGGUCGGCGUAUGUGCAAGGAUGUGGAAGAGCUCCUCAAACUAAGAGCUCAGGCAGAGGAGAAGUAUGGGAAGGAGCUGGUGACGAUCGCUCGCAAGUGCGGGGGCCAGAUGGAGAUAAGCACGCUGCGAGCUUCCUUUGACCAACUCAAAGCAGAAAUCGAAAACACGGGGAAUUUACACAUCCAGCUGUCGGUGAUGCUGAAGGAAGAAGCGAAGGGGAUAGAGACUUUCCGGGGGCAGCAGAAGGAGAAAAGGAAGAAGUUUGAAGAAAUAAUGGAGAAAAUUCAUAAAAAUAAGGUGAUCUUAUACAAGAAAACCAUGGAGUCCAAAAAGAUCUACGAGCAUCGGUGCCGGGAAGCAGAUGAGGCUGAACAAACCGCAGAGCGGGUGGGCAGCACCUCCAGCGCCACCUCCAGGCAGGCGGAAAAGGUCCACAGCAAGGCCCGACAGUGCAAGGAAGUGGCCUCCGAGGCAGAGAAGCAAUACGUGUCCAACGUCACCCAACUGGAGAAGGUCCGGCAGGAUUGGGAGAGCACACAUGCGAGCACAUGCGAGGUCUUCCAACAGCAGGAGGUGGACCGAAUUAGCUUCCUGAGGAACGCCAUGUGGGUGCACUGCAACCAUUUCUCAAUGCAGUGCGUCAAAGACGACGAGUAUUACGAGGCCGUUAGGAAGACUCUGGAAAAGUGUGAUACCAUCACAGAUAACAACUGCUUCAUUAGGGUGAAAAUGACUGGCUCAAACCCACCAGCCGCCGUUUCUUUUGAGAAUUACUACGAGAGGAAUGGGCCAACCCACAGCAUCAGCACCCCCUACAUGGGAGAAGGGGGAGCAGUGAUGAAGAGGUUUUCUAAUCUUUUGCAAGGCAAUGGCGGGUCAAGGCUGAAUAUCGCUGAAGCUUCACAGUCAGCAGAACCAUGUAGUGCUCAAAAAUCAAGCAUGAUGAAUGCGUCUGUCGCAGCUCUCAACAGAAAGACCGAGUACCAAGUCCUGUUUGAUUAUAGAGCACAGGACCAGGACGAGCUGACGAUUCUGAAAGGGGAGAGAGUGACGGUGCUUGAGAGGGGGGAGGACGGCUGGUGGCAGGUGAAGAGGAACAGCCAGGCCGGCCUCGUCCCGGGGUGCUACCUGACCAAAGCAUGAUGGGAGCCAUGGGAGGGGCUACGUCUUACACGGUCCGACCACCCAGUACCGACGUCAGUCUCUCAUCCCCCAGCUACAAUAACAUAACUUCAGUCUAAUGAAACAACACCUCAUACAUCUUCUGUCCAGCUGUAACGGUUCUCAGUCAGUUGUUCUUAUCGUCUGAUUUAAACUUCAUAACGUUUUUGUCACAAAUAUUAGCUGUGGAAAUAUUAACGACGUCUUGGGUGAAACUUGAAUAGUGAUGCGGAUUUCUUUCCAUGCCAAAAGUGUUUUAUUUAUUUUGUAUAUUGCGGUUGGUGAAUUACUCAUGUCAGGAAAAUUAUCAACUGAAAAUAAAACAAACCAAAGUUCA